ACUGAUAGCUAACAGCAGGCCCUGACUUUUUGAGUCGAAGCUCUGAAUUUUUGAAGAGCCGCUCGACACCGGAUUUCGAUUCAAGAAUGGUGCGAUUCGAGACAAGGGAUGGCAGGACGAUCCGAGUGAAUCUCGCUCUGCUCGAGAGAUCCUUGGUGAUCCGCGAGAUGUGCCGCGUUGGCCAGGUACCAGAGGACGAGGACUUCAUCCUGCCACUGCACGGAAUACACAGCGAUGUCCUGCUGAAGAUCCUGCUGUGGGCAGAGUACCACGAGAAACACGAGGAGCCCGCCUGGGUGGCCAAAAAGGAUCCUCUUCCGGCCGAGGAGAUUGAGCUACAGACAUGCGACUGGGACAAGGAGUUCCUUCGCGUGCAAAUCGAUAGCAUUUGCGACAUCAUGGAGGGCUGCAACUACUUGGACAUUCCUUGGCUCUACAAGCUCUGUGCCCAGAAACUCGUCUUCCACAGCAGACGCGAGCCAGUGGCGCAGUUCAGAAAGUACUUGGAGAAGAUCCCAUCCUUAAACGAGUUCCAGGCCCUCUUCAUUGAGCAAAUUGAAAAUUUAUAGGUAGUUUUUUUUAUCAAUUCAGAACGUUUGGAUUAAAAUGGUGUUCGAGCUGUAAUAAAUAUAUCCAAAAUAUAAAGAAGCAGUUCUUGAGAGUAA
Messenger RNA from Drosophila yakuba, 665 nucleotides. RefSeq names its product S-phase kinase-associated protein 1. Gene Ontology annotation, biological process: SCF-dependent proteasomal ubiquitin-dependent protein catabolic process. The transcript has a single exon. Bases 87 to 569 code for a protein of 160 amino acids. Lineage: Eukaryota; Metazoa; Arthropoda; Insecta; Diptera; Drosophilidae. The record is from RefSeq and is a predicted model, not a curated record. Gene Ontology annotation, molecular function: cullin family protein binding. Gene Ontology annotation, cellular component: cytoplasm; nucleus.